AUGCAGGAGGAGAUGGGUCUCAUUAAGGGUUUCUUGGAGAGGACAGGGAGGUGGGGUGUAGUCAUAUAUGACAAAGAUAAGCUACUUGCUGGAGGCGAUGAGAUCACCAUUCAUGCCAGCCAGAAUAGCUUACUGCAUCUGGUAACGAUUCUGAAGAAGAUCAAGACGAUAUAUCUGGGAUGGAUACAGAUGAACAUCACUAUUUUGAAGAACAUGGUAUCAAAGAAGGACUUUCCUACUUAUUUGACCAUCACAUGCCUAUUGGAGGAAUCCAAUGCAGAAGCCAAACAGUGCAUCAGAUUCAUAAUGGCAUACACAUGGUCGUCGUUUAUGAAGAUGCAGGAAGGAAUUGUUGAGGUGUGUCGAUGGUUCAAACCACUUGUCGACCAUUUCAGGAUGCUGCAUAUGAAGUUGCACCAGAUGGAUGACUAUUCCUCUGUAAUGUUUGACAACAUCAUCAAGGACUCUCGCUUCCCUCCUCAUAGUGGUAUUGCCAACAGGGAGAUCGUGAAGAUAAUUUGGAAUAAUAGGCGAACAUUGAUGCUGCGGUUGAUGAAUUGUGUCACAGAAGACAGGUGCUCAUGCUCACCAAGACCUAAGGAUGAGAAGUCAUUUGAAGCAGCUUAUAAUGCCCUACCAGAAGCAUCAGACUACUCCAUGUUCCUGACUCUCCAGACAUCACUUUCAACUAGUAACAGUACUUUCAAGAAGAAAAAAGCAAAAUUGGACAUGAUGGAACAGAUAGACAAGGUGAAAGAUAAGAUCCAGAGUAUGUACUCUGAUGCCAUGUUCCUCCAUGACAGCAAUCACAAAUGCUUCUUUGCAAAGCUCAAUACAAAGAGGGAACAUAGUCAGGACAUGAAGAAAUACAAGUGGCUUUUGUGA
Suillus bovinus is the source of this 885-nucleotide messenger RNA. RefSeq lists its product as uncharacterized. Bases 1 to 885 code for a protein of 294 amino acids. NCBI's taxonomy places the organism in Eukaryota, Fungi, Basidiomycota, Agaricomycetes, Boletales, Suillaceae. The transcript has 7 exons. The record is from RefSeq and is a predicted model, not a curated record.